AUGGACCUGCGCCUGGCCGUCUACAACGCGGCCCGGGAGGGGAAGCUGAAGCUGCUGCAGAAGCUGCUGGGCGGCCGCGGCCGGGAGGAGCGUCAGCGUCUGGCGGCGGGCCCGGGCGGCGCGGAAGGCCCGCCGUUGCUGAUCGCUUCCCGCCACGGUCACCGCGAGGUGGUGGAGUACCUGGUGGACCACUGCGGCGCGCGGGUGGGCGCGGGCGGGUCGGUGCGCUUCGACGGGGAGACCAUCGAAGGGGCCCCGCCGCUGUGGGCCGCCGCCGCCGCCGGGCACCUGCCGGUGGUGCGGAGCCUGCUGGAGCGCGGCGCCUGCGUCAACCAGACCACGCUGACCAACUCGACGCCGCUGCGGGCGGCCUGCUUCGACGGGCACCUGGCCGUGGUGCGCUACUUGGUGGGCGAGUGCGGCGCCGACCUAGAGGUGGCCAACCGGCACGGCCACACCUGCCUGAUGAUCGCCUGCUACAAGGGCCACGCCGACAUCGCCCGCUACCUGCUGGAGAGGGGCGCCCAGGUCAACCGCCGCAGCCUGAAGGGCAACACGGCCCUGCACGACUGCGCUGAGUCUGGCAGCCUGGAGAUCCUUCGCCUGCUGUUGGCUCGCGGGGCACAGAUGGAGCGGGACGGCUAUGCCAUGACCCCGCUGCUGGCUGCCAGCGUCACCGGCCACGCCAACAUCGUGGAGUUCCUCAUCCGGGGGGCGCUGGAGGAACCCCAAAGCCGAGACGCCGAGGAGGAGGAGGAGGAGACAGAGGAUCAGCAAGGAGAGGAAGAGGAGGAGACGGAGGAUGAGAGCGGCGGAUCCCACGUCUACUGCACCCGAGAGGCCGCGGUGGAGGCGCUGGAGCUACUGGGCGCCACCAUGGUGGACAAGAAGCGCGACCUGCUAGGUGCCCUGCAGCAUUGGCGCCGGGCGAUGGAGCUGCGUCUCCAAGGGGGCGAGGGUCUUUCCAAACCGGAGCCUCGGCAGCGGGUGCUGGCUUACGACUACGCCCAAGAAGCGAGCAGCAUGGAGGAGCUGGAAUCGCUCAUCACGGAUCCCGAUGAGAUGAGGAUGCAGGCCUUGUUGAUCCGAGAACGUAUCCUGGGACCGUCUCACCCGGAUACCUCGUAUUAUAUCCGCUACCGGGGGGCCGUCUAUGCCGAUUCGGGCAACUUUGAGCGGUGCAUUAACCUGUGGAAGUAUGCCCUGGAGAUGCAGCAGGGCAACCUGGAGCCCUUGAGCCCCAUGACCGCCAGCAGCUUCCUCUCCUUUGCCGAGCUCUUCUCGUAUGUGCUGCAGGACCACUCGAAGGGCACCUUAGGGACUCAGCUGGGUUUCUCUGACCUCAUGGUGGUUCUGAGCAAAGGGGUCCGUGAGGUUGAGAGGGCCCUCCAGCACCGGAAGGACCCGGUGGCGGACGCUUCCCAGUUCACCAAAGCCCUGUCCAUCAUCCUCCACUUGGUCUUUUUGCUGGAGAAAGUCGAGUGCUCUCCCGAGCAGGAGCACCAGAAGCGCCAAACCAUCUACCGCUUGCUGAAGUGUCACCCGCGAGGCAAGAAUGGCUUCACCCCGUUGCACAUGGCGGUGGACAAGGACACGACCACGGUGGGCCGCUACCCGGUGGGGAAGUUCCCUUCUCUCCACGUGGUGAACCUCCUGCUGGAGUGCGGGGCCGACCCGGACAGUCGGGAUUACGACAACAACACCCCGCUGCACGUGGCCGCCCGGAACAAUUGCCCCGUCAUCAUGAGCGCCCUCAUGGAGGCCGGAGCUCACAUGGAUGCGACCAACGCUUUCAAACAGACGGCCUACGAGCUCCUGGACGAGAAGCAGCUCACCAAGGCCAUGAUGCAGCCUUUUAAUUACAUCACCUUACAGUGCCUUGCCGCCCGAGCGCUGGAUAAACACAAGAUUCCUUAUAAGGGUUCCAUCCCUGAAGAGUUGGAAGCCUUCAUUGAGCUCCAUUAGCCAAGGAGGACUCUUCUCUCUACCGGCCUCUUCCUAGACCCGUUGCGGCUGGCAGGGAGAGGACUUGGAUUCGCGGUCUUCCUGGGGGUCUGGAUUUUAAAA
Thamnophis sirtalis is the source of this 2067-nucleotide messenger RNA. RefSeq names its product fem-1 homolog A (gene FEM1A). Gene Ontology annotation, molecular function: protein binding. The record is from RefSeq and is a predicted model, not a curated record. Lineage: Eukaryota; Metazoa; Chordata; Lepidosauria; Squamata; Natricidae.